AUGUUAUACCUAUCACGCAAUAUUUUAAGGUUAUCUCGUACACAAGCAGUUUUCGUAUAUCACAAUCACACACAAACCGCAAAUGGUAUUGGCGGAACAAAAAGAAAUAAAAAAUUUGAAUCCAUAUUACAACGCAAUAAGGACAAAAUUAUUUUCAACUCUUAUUUGGAACACGAAAAAAUCGAAUUGGGUUACUUCAAGUACCACAUCAAAACAGUGGCUAAAGCAAAAAAAUUAGAAAAAAAGACAUUCAGUGAAAAAAGCUUAACUCCACUACCUGUAUCACUAAAAUAUUAUCUUGGCGAAAAUGAAGUUCUUCCGGAAAAAUUGGAAUAUGAGGAACCUGCCUCAUCACAAGCCUUCCAGCCUCCAUAUGCCUCUCCUACUCCAGUAGAAAUUCAAGAAGAGACCGCAUCAAAAGAAACCUCACAAAAUGAACCAGAAUUUGACCGAUCUAACCUUAAUAGAUGGAUGGUAAACUAUGAGCAUUUCGAUGACACAAAAUUAUCAGAAGAUGAAGAUUUUGGAAUUGAUAAAUGGUCACAACAAUAUGGAACUCCAGAUCCUAAUAGCAGCAUCAGCAGUGUGGGAUGUGGGGGUUGCGGAGCAUUGUUACACUGCAAUGAUCCUGCUAUUCCAGGUUAUUUGCCAAGUGAAAUAUUUAAAGGACGCUCAAAUGAGGAAUUGAGAACUAUUGAAUGUCAGCGAUGUCAUUUCUUAAAGGAGUAUAAUAUAGCAUUAGAUGUUACUGUGCAAGCAGAAGAAUAUGAGAGGCUGUUGCAAUCAAUUAGGUAUGUGAAAUCAUUAGUACUACUAAUGGUUGACUUAUUAGAUUUUCCUUGUUCCAUUUGGCCUGGUAUAGUAGAUGUGAUUGGUAAGGACAGGCCUAUAUUCAUUGUUGCAAAUAAGGUGGACUUAAUACCUGGAGACAGUAUUGGCUAUUUAAAGAGAAUCAGAGAGUCCCUAAUGGCAGAAAUAAAAAAAACAAAGCUUGGCGAAGCAAAAAUACGUUAUGUAGGUUUGAUAUCUGCAAAGACUGGCUAUGGAGUUGAAGAUCUCAUCUCUGCAAUGUUCAAACAUUGGUUAUACAAGGGAGAUGUCUUUCUAGUUGGUUGUACAAAUGUAGGAAAAAGCUCACUUUUUAAUGCUUUACUGCAAUCAGACUAUUGCAAAGUUCAUGCUGUUGAUAUAGUUAAGAGAGCUACUGUCAGUCGAUGGCCAGGAACUACAUUAAACCUUCUAAAGUUUCCGAUAAACAGGCCUUCCUUAUGGAAAUUAAACAAGCGUACAGAACGGCUUCAAUCAGAAGCCAAACUGCUUAAGGUCGAAAAGGAAAUACGGAAUGCGCAAGUUAAAGGCAAGAAAUAUACCGAAGCGCCGUCACUAAUCGGCCACAUUGGCAGGACAUUUUCUGAUUACAACCAGUUUGACGACAAUAACAUUUUAGAAAAGAAGCAACUAUUAACAGUCCUGGAUGAUAAACAUGAACUUUUCAAUAAAAGCAAAUGGUUUUAUGACACGCCUGGUGUAAUACAUCCUGAUCAAGUUCUGCCAUUGUUGAGUACUGAAGAAUUACUUCUAACAGUGCCCAAAAAACCUAUUAGACCUCAGACAUAUUACAUACAUAAGGGACAAACAUUCUUUAUAGGUGGUUUGGCUCGUGUCGAUCUUGUACAGUGCUCAGUUCCAUGCCGUUUUACAAUAUACUGUUCUGAAUGUUUGCCUAUCACUGUAGUAGAAACAGACAAUGCUGAUAGAGUUUAUGAGGAAUUUAUAGGAACAGAAUUAUUCGCUGUGCCCACUGGAGACCAAGAAAGACUGAAAAAUUGGCCUGGAUUAAAAAAGAAAGAGGACAUUUUAGAAUUCACUGGAGAGGGGCCAAAAGCUUGUUGUGGUGAUAUAGUAUUAUCUUCGAUAGCGUGGGUGGGCGUGACAGCGAAACCGGGUACAUUCUGCCAGGUGGCGGCUUGGACACCUGAAGGCAGGGGAAUUCACAAACGGUACCCUUCAUUGCUACCGUUUGGUGUUAAACUGAGCGGAAAACGUAUUCGUGAUACGCCAGCCUACAAGGUAGGUAAUGUGUUUGUAGAUGAACAUGAAUAA
Molecule: messenger RNA, 2103 nt
Organism: Leptosia nina
Lineage: Eukaryota; Metazoa; Arthropoda; Insecta; Lepidoptera; Pieridae
Source: the annotation of a GenBank genome assembly